AUGCCUCAGUUCACUCUACACAAGUCCCGACUCAAAUGGACCAGUGAUGAACAGGAUCAAUGGCUGAUGACCUGUCCCCAGUACAUCGCCUGUCAAACUCAAUCACUCUACGCACAAGAUGGCACACUACAGCUGCACAAGGUCACGUCACUCCAGCUCGACUCGGAGUUUGUCAUCACGCCGGGCUCACUGCCCGACACCAUCACAUCAUUGACACUGGAUAGCAACUACAACAGCGUGAUACAUCCGCUGUCGUUGCCUCUAUUCCUCACCAAGUUAAACAGGGGCUUCUACUUCAACAAGCCCAUCGUACCGGCCUCGCUGCCCGACUCACUCCUGGAGCUAACGUUUGGCUUCAUGUACAAUCAACCGAUCUCGCCCUACGUCCUCCCUCGCGCGCUCCUCUCUCUGACGUUUGGCUUCGAGUUCAAUCAUCCCAUUCACAUGGCUGGAGUACUUCCACCAUCACUCACAUCACUCAAGGUUGGUGAAUGCUUCACCAAUGCGCUACUGGCACUGCCGCAGACUCUGGUAUCAUUGGAGGUGGACAACAUGACGCAGAAGGCAGUGCUGCCACCAUCGAUCAAGAUACUCAAGGUGUCAUUCCUCGAUCAACUCUACACAAUGCUCAAGUCAGUCACUGGACCAAGCAUGCUGGAGCAUGUCCGACUACAUUACAUACCUUUGAGCAAUAGCUCGAUCGAGAAGAUAUCACCGUCGAUUAGGAUUAGGAUGCUGGUGGUCAGACAGGUCAGCUACCCAACCAAGUCACUCUCAUAUCUCGACAUUGCACUGGAGCAGUUGGCAUUUGUAAUGCGAGCGGUACCAUGUGCCGAGACCUACGGUCUGGUGCACCUAUAUCUACCUGAUCAACUACGAGUGAUUGCUCGUAGAUUGGACAGUUGUACAUCUUUAUACAUAUUCAAGGAGCCUUAUAUAUUUGAUGAGGCUAUCAAACAUAUUGGAGAGAUUCAUUCAUCAGACUGUCGUGUAUUAUUUGUUACAACAAAACAACAUCAUCCAUCAAUCAAGAAGAGGAUGAGUAUAAUAGUAGACAAGUUAUUAACAUUUGGAAAGAGACAUUAG
Acytostelium subglobosum LB1 is the source of this 1086-nucleotide messenger RNA. RefSeq lists its product as hypothetical. Lineage: Eukaryota; Evosea; Eumycetozoa; Acytosteliales; Acytosteliaceae. The coding region runs from base 1 to 1086 and encodes 361 amino acids. The transcript has a single exon. The record is from RefSeq and is a predicted model, not a curated record.